Molecule: messenger RNA, 716 nt
Organism: Aspergillus wentii DTO 134E9
Lineage: Eukaryota; Fungi; Ascomycota; Eurotiomycetes; Eurotiales; Aspergillaceae
Exons: 1
Coding region: 128-352 (74 amino acids)
Source: RefSeq, a predicted model, not a curated record
CACUCAUUGUAUUCUAACCUGCCUAGUAUACAAAACUUCAAAUGGCAUUCAACUGUCUGGGAUCGACCAGAACAGCCUCGACGAUCAACUGCUCAUUCCCAUGAAUCAAGAUGCAACCUUGGAAACAAUGGGUAAUGAAUAUAUCCGUUUUGAAAAUAUCUAUAGUGGAAACAGGCAGCCAGAUGCGUUUAUGUUUCAUGCUGCGUGCUGGGACCUUUUCAUGAAGCAUUUUGUCUCUGGGGAGCUCAAAAUCGAUCGGCUGUUUCAAUUUUGCACGGCAGAUACAGAUUGGGCGCAUGGCGAUGGUCUGCUACAUGGUCUGUAUUCCAUGGAAUUGGCUAACGGUGUAUAGAGGAUGAAACUCCCCUGGAUAAAAUGGACCUGACAAAGGUACCAACUCAUAGACAGUUGACGAGGAACGCGAAAAGACGCCCAGUGAAUAGAAGGACAUGUUAUGUGGUCGAAAUGCAACCGACUGUUUCCAUGGGCUUCCACCAGAAAUCAGGCACGACAUAGUAGUCUUGUUAGCGACAGCCGACUUUCUCAAUUUGCGCUUUGCCUCUCGGGCGAUGGCUAUCGUCUUUGAUAGUAACAGCUUUUGGAAAACAAAGUUCCGCGUGAAUGGAGAGCUCGGAUUCCUAAGCUACCUGUUACAAACCCAGAAUGGCAAUCAAAAAGAGACGAGAUAUAAUCUGCGGACUGGCAACUGAUCUACC